GAAAGAAGCAAUGAGAGGACGAAGCUUGACACUCUCAAGAGUAAAGCUCGAGCUUGCGAGAAGAAGCAUGUCUGCAACAUCCGUACCUUCAAUGGCGGAUUUUCUCACCAAAAAACCUUACUCUCCUCCUUCUUGGGCUUCUCAUCUUCGUCCGCUUCCUUCUCACACUUUCUCCCUCGCUCACCUUCCUACUCCGAUCCAUCGAUGGAAUCUUCCUGGUCUUCCUAAUGGCACAGAACUCUGGAUCAAGCGAGAUGAUUUCACCGGAAUGGAAUUGAGUGGAAACAAAGUACGAAAACUCGAAUUCUUAAUGGCGGAAGCUGUUGAUCAACACGCUGAUACUGUAAUCACUAUCGGCGGUAUUCAGAGCAAUCAUUGUCGUGCUACAGCCACUGCAUCUAACUAUCUUAAUCUCAAUUCUCAUCUUAUUCUCCGUACUUCCAAGCUUCUUGCUGAUGAAGAUCCUGGAUUGGUUGGGAAUCUCCUUGUCGAGCGUCUCGUUGGAGCUAAUGUUCAUCUAAUCUCUAAAGAAGAGUAUUCUUCCAUUGGGAGUGAGGCUCUUACUAAUGCUCUGAAAGAGAAACUGGAAAAAGAAGGAAAGAAACCCUAUGUUAUUCCAGUCGGUGGAUCGAACUCUUUGGGAACUUGGGGUUAUAUAGAAGCAGCAAGGGAAAUUGAGGAGCAGCUGAAUUAUAGACCCGAUGACCUGAAAUUUGAUGAUAUUGUGGUAGCAUGUGGCAGUGGUGGUACAAUUGCUGGUAUUUCAUUGGGGUCUUGGUUGGGAGCUCUAAAAGCCAAGGUUCAUGCUUUCUCGGUUUGCGAUGAUCCUGAUUACUUCUAUGACUUUGUCCAAGGGCUUCUGGAUGGACUUCACGCUGGUGUUAACUCUCGUGAUAUCGUCAACAUCCACAAUGCCAAAGGAAAAGGAUAUGCCAUGAACACGUCAGAGGAGCUUGAGUUUGUAAAGAAAGUAGCAAGUUCAACUGGUGUUAUUCUUGAUCCGGUUUACAGUGGGAAAGCUGCGUAUGGUUUGAUAAAUGAGAUCACCAAAGAUCCCAAAUGUUGGGAGGGAAGGAAGAUAUUGUUCAUACACACUGGUGGGCUUCUUGGGUUGUAUGAUAAGGUUGAUCAAAUGGCAUCUCUGAUGGGUAAUUGGUCCCGGAUGGAUGUUUCAGAAUCCGUUCCAAGAAAAGAUGGUGUUGGGAAAAUGUUCUAGCACAACAAAAUCUGAUUUGUAAUAAUCCUGUGAAAAUAAGACAGAUUGAACAAUUUGUGCAUUUGGCAGUGAAUAAACACAUCUCUGUUUUCUAUUCUGAUGUAUUAUGUUCAUAGGCUUGGGACGAUUACGAUAAAUAAAUGGUGUGUCCACACUCUCUUUGUCUGCUAUCGUUUUUCUUCUUCUGUUCAACAUUGUCAGCUGAAGUCAAGCAAUACUGCUUCUCUACCUAAGCAUCAGAACUCCGACGAACAACUCAUAUGUUUCCAGAUAUGUCUGUGUUGUGUUAACCAGACUCAAGAUGCCAUACAGGUCUGUGCUCAGAUACGCUGCUUAUUGAGUCAACACAGUUUCCCUGAUUUGACAAACUAAACUCAUCAUGGAUUCUGCAAAUGAAUAGCUUCAGAAUCCGUGUGUAAAACAUAAUAGCUCACUUUGGUCCAUCAGAGUCUACAUUGCUAACUGGCUUUAGCUUUUUUAAGGAAAUGAAAACAGAAAAGAAGAUCCUAAUGGUCAAGUCUAAGAGUCUAGUUUCAUGUUUCAACCAUUGCAUUUGCUUUCGAUGUUAGUCAGAGUAUACAAAGAUCCAGACAUCUCAAACUUGUAUGUGCUAAUCAGUAAGGUUAGAUUUUCGAUGUAUUUGAGGCAUGGUAAUUGCAACCAACCACUCCAGGGUCCAAAGAGUCUUGAGCAAUUAAAUUUGUAUUCAUUUUUCUUACUGGUCAUAUUUGGAUCAUAUUUCAAUUCUCCAAAGUAAAAGUUAAAUUCACUUAGAGCAAUGCACAUGGCUGAAAUUGACAUGU
This is a messenger RNA of Arabidopsis thaliana (thale cress), 2019 nucleotides long. It is a transcript of the gene D-CDES, whose product is annotated as D-cysteine desulfhydrase. Gene Ontology annotation, cellular component: mitochondrion. Bases 11 to 1216 code for a protein of 401 amino acids. The transcript is spliced from 11 exons. Gene Ontology annotation, molecular function: catalytic activity; D-cysteine desulfhydrase activity. NCBI's taxonomy places the organism in Eukaryota, Viridiplantae, Streptophyta, Magnoliopsida, Brassicales, Brassicaceae. The record is from RefSeq and is marked reviewed.